CCCACGCUUCGACCUGCCUGCCUUGGGAUUUCCCACAGGGCGGGUACACAAGUCAGCUGCAGCGCUGGGAUCAGCGCGUGCGAGAAGGGCGAGCAGUGGCAGCGGGCUCUGUCGCUGCUGAGCGAGAUGCGGGAGGCGAAGCUGGAGCCCGAGCCUAUCCCAAAAUACGGGGACCAGCGCGUGUGCGAGAAGGGCGAGCAGUGGCAGCGGGCGCUGGCGCUGCUGGGGGAGAUGCGGGAGGUGACGCCGGAGCCCGACCCAAACGUCCUCGGCUACAGCACUAGCCUUUGGCGCCUUCGGAGAAAGGUGAACAGGGCUCAGCGGGCUCAGCUGCUCAGCGAGAUAUAGUUGGCGAAUCUGGGGCCCAACGUCAUCAGCUACAACGCGGCGGGCAGUGGCAGCAGGCUGCUCAGCGAAACGCGGGAGGCGAGGUUGGAGGCCAGCGUCUCAGCUACAACCCCGGGACCAGCGUGUGCGAGAAGGACGCUCACUGGCCGCUGGUUGUUCUGGCGCUGCCGAGCGAGGUGCGGGAGGCGAAGCUGGAGCCCCGCGAGCAGCCACAGCGGGCUCUGGACAUGCUCGAUCGCGGAGGCGGAGGUGGAGCAGCUGAAGAAGCAUGCGUCCGAGCUGUUGGCCAAGCUCUCAAAGGAGCUGAAGCCCUGGGAGGCGGCGAGAAGCGACGCAUCCGCCGCGAGUGCCCCGCUGCCCUUGACAUCCGCGCCCACGUGGCACGUCGCAGGGCGAGCCGACGCGUCCUGGCGGCUCUCGAGACCCGUGCCCGGAAGGCUGGCCCGCCUCCUUCUGUCUGCUUCCCUUGUCUGC
Messenger RNA from Prorocentrum cordatum, 822 nucleotides. Lineage: Eukaryota; Dinophyceae; Prorocentrales; Prorocentraceae. The record is from the annotation of a GenBank genome assembly.